AUGGCUUACUCAGAUCACUACAUUAAACUUGCCAACGGCUCAAAGAUUUCCCCUGUGGGGUUUGGUACCGGUACCAAAUGGUUUAAAACUUCCAAUCCAGACGUGGCCGAUGAGAAAACCGUCGAAGCCUUGGUCACUGCUUUGGAAGCAGGCCAAUACCAUAUUGAUACUGCGGAGAUUUAUAACACACACAUUGAGGUUGCCACUGCGUUGAAAAGGUUCUUUGCUGCCAACCCAUCUGUCAAAAGAGAGGAUCUCUGGAUCACUGACAAGUUCACCCCAAAGAGUUUGUCGCCAUUGAAAGUUGUCAAUGAGACUUUGAAAGAAUUGGGGACUUCAUAUUUGGAUUUGUAUUUGAUCCAUACUCCUUUCCUUAAAAAGCUCGCAGAAACUGAUGAUAUUUCCUUGAAGCAAGUUUGGCAAGAAAUUGAGCAAUUGUAUGAAGAAGGAAAAAUCAAGAACAUUGGGGUUUCCAAUUUCAGACCUCAAGAUUUGGAUGAGUUACUUUCUUUUGCUAAACAUAAGCCUGUGGUUAACCAAAUUGAGUUCAGUUUGGUGUUGCAAAACCAAUCGAAGGGUAUUUACGAUUACGCCCAAAAGCACGGUAUUGUGCUCGCUGCCUACUCUCCAUUGGCUCCGAUCUACAAGGCCAGUGGUCCAGACUAUGCUAAGUUAUCUAGCAAGUUGGAAGAAUUGGCAAAGAAGUAUAACAAGACUACUGCCCAAAUCGCAUUGCGUUGGGUCAACCAAAGAAAUGUCAUCAUCGUGACUACCAGUGCCAAGAAGCAGAGAAUUAUCGAAAGUUUGGAUAUUUUUGAUUUCGAAUUGUCUAAGGAAGAAGUUGAAGAACUUACCAAACUUGGUGAAGAAUCACCAGAAGUCAGACAAUAUUGGGAAGGUCUCUAUUAA
This is a messenger RNA of Saccharomycopsis crataegensis, 909 nucleotides long. RefSeq names its product aldo-keto reductase superfamily protein. The record is from RefSeq and is a predicted model, not a curated record. Gene Ontology annotation, molecular function: oxidoreductase activity, acting on NAD(P)H as acceptor; aldose reductase (NADPH) activity. The transcript has a single exon. NCBI's taxonomy places the organism in Eukaryota, Fungi, Ascomycota, Saccharomycetes, Ascoideales, Saccharomycopsidaceae. Gene Ontology annotation, cellular component: cytosol. The coding region runs from base 1 to 909 and encodes 302 amino acids.